AUGAGAUACCUACCUAUACAUCGAGCGGCAGGGAUACCGCAACGAAGUCGCUAUGGUCCCUAUGCACUCCAUAUGAUUCUGGAGCGCACCAAUAUGGACCCUACAGACCGUGAAGAAAUGAUUCUGCAAAAUCCGGCAACUGGGGAAGACAUCUCCAAAAUUGUUAUGGCAAACCAGAAUGACGUAGAAACAGCUAUAUUUACAGCAGACGAAAUUUUUCAGUCGGGUGUCUGGUCAAGGGCCCCAGCUAUCCAACGCUCCGGAGUACUGUCGAAUCUAGCAAGGAGGCUCCAGGACAGUUUGAAGCAGAUGGCGCGAAUCGAGUCUAUCCAAACAGGCAGAGCGAUACGCGAGAUGGAUGCUCAGCUUGGGCGUCUCCCAGAAUGGUUCGAUUAUUACGCAGCCUUACUUCGCACCCAUCAAGCAUUUAUCGCCCCUACUCAGGGUAAACUGCUGAACUAUGUACAACGUGUUCCUCUGGGUGUGGUUGCUCAGAUCACGCCUUUCAAUCACCCACUGUUGAUUGCAGUGAAGAAGAUAGCACCGGCCUUGGCUGCGGGGAAUUCUGUUAUUGUCAAACCCAGCGAGCUCGCGCCAAUAUCGCUCCUCCACUUCGCAGAGAUGGCCACCGCCGCCGGUCUUCCGCCUGGUAUCUUAACGGUACUUCCUGGAAAUGGGAAAACAAUUGGUAAAGCAAUUGCGUCGAAUCCCUUGGUAAGGAAAGUGGAUAUCACGGCGGGCACCGCCACUGGGCGUGCCCUUGGAAGUCUCGUCGGGUCCAACUUGGCCGCCUUCACGGCGGAGUUGGGUGGGAAGACGCCAAUCGUCGUCUUCAACGACGCAGAUCCAGUAGCUGCCGCGAAUGGCGCAGCGUUCGCAUGUUUCGUCGCUUCCGGACAAACAUGUGUUUCUGGUACACGCCUGAUUGUCCAAGAUGAGAUCUAUGAGACGUUCAUGGAACUUUUCAUGCAGAAAGUGCAUCUGAUCACUUCCAGAAUGGGUGACCCACUGAACUACCGUACGAUGAUGGGUUCUGUAAUAUCACAUCGUCAGCUUGUACGCAUAGAGAAGCUGGUGCAGCGUAAGGGCGUUGGGAAUAUCCUUACCGGAGGACGACGCAUGACUGGAAAGUCACCCAUGGACGACUUUGAUUUCUCCAAGGGGAAUUUCUUCCCUCCCACCGUAAUCACUGACGUCUCCACCGAUGACGACCUUUGGAGAGAGGAGAUAUUUGGUCCUGUAGUGGUUGUAAAGCGUUUCUCAGAUGAACGAGAAGGCGUCGUUCUUGCGAAUGCUUCCAAGUAUGGUCUUGGUGCAGGCAUUUGGACAAAUGAUGUGUCCAGAGCCCAUAGGGUAGCCGCUGAUAUUCAGGCCGGUCUGGUGUGGGUGAACACGCAUCAUCGCAAUGAUCCCAGUUCGCCUUGGGGUGGCAUGAAGGAAAGCGGUAUAGGCAGAGAAAAUGGGGUUGAGGCGUUCGAAGCUUACUCGCAAAGCAAAUCAACAGUCCUCAACAUCGCUUCACCAGAGGAGACAAGAGAGACACAAGACUGGUUCGCUGACAACGAUGCUGAGAAGCGGUACGGAUGA
Sparassis crispa is the source of this 1587-nucleotide messenger RNA. Its product is annotated as Aldehyde dehydrogenase [NAD(P)+] 2. The transcript is spliced from 13 exons. Gene Ontology annotation, molecular function: aldehyde dehydrogenase (NAD+) activity. Bases 1 to 1587 code for a protein of 528 amino acids. Lineage: Eukaryota; Fungi; Basidiomycota; Agaricomycetes; Polyporales; Sparassidaceae. The record is from RefSeq and is a predicted model, not a curated record.